Messenger RNA from Caenorhabditis sp. 36 PRJEB53466, 3040 nucleotides. Lineage: Eukaryota; Metazoa; Nematoda; Chromadorea; Rhabditida; Rhabditidae. The record is from the annotation of a GenBank genome assembly.
AUGACGCAUCUCGUCGAAGGAUCCUCGAUCCUCGAUGGAUCCUGGCAACUGCCUAUUCUGGUCACUGAUCUGAACAUUCAGAGGUUGCUCUCAAUGAUAAUGCUAGCCUUUAUAAAAGUUGAAUAACUUCAGAAACAUCUACGUGCGCGGGGAUCUUCACAUCGGAGGACUCAUGCUUCAGCUCGUCAAUGAAUGCGGUCAGUCUUUUCUUUUCCGCAGCCUACAAUUUCUGAUCAUCAUAUCAGUUGUGUGCCAUCGCGGCUCCUCGGCAACCCGCUCGCCCCCGCAUUUAUUACACUCCUCCCCGAGAUAUCUUCUCUUUUUCCUUCUGCUUUCCAACACCACCGAGAGCGCGUCGAACAACACAAGUCGCUUUAGUUGAACAUCAAAAAGAAGCUAUUGGUUUUUAGGAGAAAAAGAUAAGGAAAAGGAAGGUCGUCGCGCACGCACGCACGCACAGUUAUGAUGACAUUUCUGUGGGAUUCACGGCAAGCAUUUUCGAACAUUACUUGAGUUUCCCGCCCGUAUUACUUCGUUGAGUAGCUGCUCAGUAUAGUUUUAGAUACGGAGCGAUACGAACCGCGAAACUCUGAGUGUAGCACAAGUCAAACAGACUGCAGAGUAGCAGGAAGCAGAAAAAGCCGAAAGUCUCAUGAUAUCUGGUCCCGUGGGGAAUCUAACCCCCUAUGAUUGUGUGGAGCACGCUACUUUGUGUACCCCUCUGCUCUUUAGAAGGCGGCCAAGACAAUCAGCUUAUGGAGAUGCGCUAGCGAGCGCACUUGAAUAGUCAACAUUAGCCGCGGAGGGGUUCAUUCUUUCGACAAAAGGAAGAGAUCCAUAAAUAUUUUAUGGUCCGACCCAGAAAGAGGAAGGGGCAGAUUAACAUAUGUCUUCUUUUAGCAUCACGGGCCGGAACUGAACAUUCAUAUUGCAGAUGUCGAACGGGAUUGGUCUGACCACGCGCUUUGGUGGCCGGAGAAACGAAGAUGGCUGCAGCACACGCGUUCCACACUCGAUCAGAACGGAAUCACCGCCGAAACACAGUUGGAGUUCACUCCGAUGCACAAGGACGCGCGGAUCCAGCUGCCAGACAUGCAAAUGAUCGACGCCCGACUCGACUUCUCCGUCAAUAUUGUCAAGGCGACGGCCAAGUUGUGCAGGGACAUCGGAGUCCGGCACUCGGAAGAGCUCUCGUUGAAGCGGUACAUUCCCCCAGAAGUCCUUCGCAAAGGCACCUCCGACGCCGACAACAUGUCCGGCCCACAGUCAAUCCGCCCAGGAGAGGAGUCGGUCGGCCCGAUGACUCUCCGAAAGGCUGCGCCGAUCUUCGCCUCCCAAUCCAACCUGGACAUGCGUCGUCGCGGACAGUCCCCGGCACUCUCUUCUUCUGGUCACAUCUUCAACGCCCACGAGAUGGGAACUCUCCCCCGUCACGGAACACUUCCACGUGGCGCCAGUCCAUCCCCGGGAGCCUAUAAUGACACGAUGAGGAGGACGCCGAUCAUGCCGAGCAUCAGCUUCAGCGAGGGGCUCGAAAACGAACAGUUCGACGCGGCUCUCAUUCACUCUCCACGCAUUGCUCCGAGUCGGGACACCCCGGUGUUCCGGCCGCAGAAUUACAUCGAAAAGGCCGCAAUCAAUCGAGGAUGGCUGGACUCGAGCAGAUCCCUUAUGGAGCAGGGAGUCUUCGAGGGAGAUAUUGUGCUGCUGCGAUUCAAGUACAUGAACUUCUUCGACUUGAAUCCAAAGUACGACCCGGUCCGUAUCAACCAACUCUACGAGCAGGCAAAGUGGAGCAUUCUGCUCGAUGAGCUCGACCACACCGAGGAAGAAGCCACGUUGUUUGCCGCUCUCCAACUUCAGGCCACUCUCCAGAGAGAUUCGCCCGAACCGGAGGAUAACAACAAAGAUGACGUGGAUAUCCUUCUGGAUGAACUCGAGCAGAACUUGGAUGCCGCUGCACUCAACAGACGGUCCGACCUGACACAAGUGCCCGAACUCGCCGACUAUCUAAAGUACAUGAAGCCGAAGAAGUUGGCGGCGUUCAAGGGUUCAAGAGAGCCUUCUUCUCGUUCCGCGACCUCUAUCUCUCGUACCAUCAGAGCUCCUCCGACGUCAACUCCACACCCCUCGGACACUUUUCACUGAAAGGCUGUGAAGUCAGUCCGGACGUCUCCGUGAGUCAGCAGAAGUACCACAUCAAACUUUUGGUGCCGACUGCCGAGGGAAUGUCCGACUUCAUUCUGAAAUGCGACUCGGAGCACCAGUACGCCCGGUGGAUGGCCGCGUGUCGGUUAGCCUCCCGCGGAAAGUCCAUGGCCGAUUCGUCGUAUCAGCAGGAAGUGGAGAGCAUAAAGAACCUGCUCAAGAUGCAAAGUGGUUAGUGAUUGCUGAGAUUUCCUUGAAAUGAAUCUUUCUGAAUUGCAGCGAACGGAAACGAGAACGGUACGGCGUCGCGGAAAGCGCAGGCGGUGAAGCUUCCGAACGACUUCAACGUCGACGAGUACAUCUCGUCCAAGUACGUGCGCAGGGCCAGGAGCAAGCAGUCUCUGCAGCAGAAAGUGUCCGACGCGCACGGAAACGUGCGUCAGCUCUCGGCCACCGAGGCUAAACUGCAGUACAUCCGGGCGUGGCAGGCACUUCCCGAGCACGGCGUCCACUACUUUAUCGUGCGAUUCCGGAACGGACGCAAGGCCGACCUCAUCGGAGUGGCCAUCAAUCGAUUGGUCAAACUGAACAUGGACAACGGUGAGAGUUUGAAGACGUGGCGGUUUGCGAACAUGAAGAAGUGGCACGUCAAUUGGGAGAUUCGGCAUCUGAAGGUAAGUAGACAUUCUGCACCAUUUGGAUCAUUCCUUCAUUCCCUUCUUCUCAGAUCCAAUUCGAAGACGAGGACAUCGAGUUCAAGCCGCUUUCGGCCGAUUGCAAAGUGGUUCACGAGUUCAUCGGCGGCUACAUUUUCCUUUCGAUGCGCAGCAAAGAGCAGUCCCAGACGCUCAACGAAGAGCUCUUCCACAAGCUCACCGGAGGAUGGGCCUGA